Lolium rigidum is the source of this 2061-nucleotide messenger RNA. Its product is annotated as factor of DNA methylation 1-like. Gene Ontology annotation, biological process: gene silencing by siRNA-directed DNA methylation. NCBI's taxonomy places the organism in Eukaryota, Viridiplantae, Streptophyta, Magnoliopsida, Poales, Poaceae. The record is from RefSeq and is a predicted model, not a curated record. The transcript has 6 exons. Bases 1 to 1881 code for a protein of 626 amino acids.
AUGGACUGCAGUUCCGAUGAGUCAUCAGAGCUAAGUGAUACAGAUGUUGAUGACUAUGCUGAGAAGGUGUACAUGGACCUGAAGUCCGGCAAGCUUGUGGCUAGACUAGGCACUGACAGGUUUAGAUGCCCGUUCUGCCCCGGGAAGAAGAAGCUGGACUACUGUUACAAUGAGCUACUUCAGCAUGCCAUUGGGGUGGGUGCAUCCAAUCGCGCUGCCAAGGUGAAGGCAAACCACCAGGCCCUGGCCAAUCUUCUCAAGACUGAUCAUGCUGAUGCGGCAGGCUCAUUGCCGUGGCGACAAGCUGAAGCACUGUUUAAUCCUCCUAAGCCUGUGCAAGAUCAAGAGCUGUUUGUUUAUCCUUGGAUGGGCAUUCUUGCCAAUGUUCCAGCAGAGCAAACAGAGAAAGGUGGAGCCACUGUGAUGCAGCAGCUAGAUCAUUUCAGACCCUCGCGGUUAGAUGCUGUGCAUUGUUCUAAUGGGUACACUGGAUAUGUGGUUGUUCACUUUCACAAGGAUUGGAUUGGAUUCAAGGAUGCCUUGGCAUUCCAUAACUACUAUAAAUCACAUCAUUUGGGUAAAAUGAACUGGAAUGAGGCAGCUCGGAAGGGAAAGUAUAUUUUUGGUUGGCUGGCAAAAGAAGAGGAUUACAGUUCAGAUGAUCCAGUUGGUAAGUUCUUGUCAGAAAGAGGUGAGCUGAAGACAGUGCCUGAACUGCAACUUGAGCUAUCCCAGAAGACUGAGACUAUCAUAACUAAUUUGACAAACCAGAUUAGUGCUAAGAGCAAGUAUUUACUGGAACUUGAGUGCAAGUGUAAUCAGAUGGAUCUCGCUCUUCAAAGGGCCAUGGAGGACACUGACUCACUGCACCAACGCUACAAUGAAGAAAUGCGAAAUAUGCAGUCUGCUGCCCGUGAACAUUCACGGAGAAUUGUUCAAGAGACUGAUCAGCUGAGAAAGCAGUUGGAUGAGAAAGAGCAUGACAUCAAAAGGAGAUCCAAGCAACUAAGGGAGAUAGUUGCUCAAACUGACAUGGAAAGAAGAGAGCUGGAAAAUGAGAGGAAAAAGAAUGAUGUUCAAAAUGAUUCCCUCCAUAUGGCAAGAAUUGAGCAAAAGAAAGCCAAUGAAAGUGUGCGAAUUCUUGUUGAGAAACAUAAGAAAGAGAAGGAAGCUGCUUUGAAAGAAAUCCUCAUGUUAGAGAAGAAGCUGGAUGAGAAGCAAAAGCUUGAGCUGGAUAUAGAACAGCUUAGAGGCAAACUGAAGGUGGUGAAACACAUGGAGGGAGAGGGUGUUGAUGUGAAGAAACUUACUGAAGAGCUGACCAAGAAACUAGAUGAAAGAAUGGAGGCCAUGGAACACUUGGAUCAGCUAAAUCAAGCUCUGAUCAUCAAAGAGAGGAUGACCAAUGAUGAACUGCAAGAUGCAAAGAAAGAACUGAAGAAGGGCUUGGGUGAUUUGUUAAACCCUAACAGCAACAUUGGAAUCAAGAGGAUGGGUGAACUGGAUGAGAAGCCGUUUCUUAGAGCUUGCAACGAAAGAUAUGGCGAAGAGGCUGAAACAAAAGCUCUUGAAUUCUGCUCAUUGUGGCAAGAUAAUCUCAGGGAUGCUAAUUGGCAUCCUUUCAAGGUAGUGACCACAGGUGAAACAGCCAAGCAAAUCAUCAACGAAGGUGACGAAAAGCUGGUGGACUUGAAGGAGCAGCUCGGAGAAGAGGUCUACAAGGCUGUGACCGUGGCGCUACUGGAGAUCAAUGAGUACAACGCCAGCGGCAGCUACGUGGUCUCUGAGCUGUGGAACAACAAAGAGAACAAAAAGGCCAGCAUUGGGGAAGUCGUGGAGCACAUUCUCAAGCAAUGGAAGGCUCAGAAACGAAAGAGGUGAUAAAUGCAUCACACCAUAAGAAGCUAGGGUGUUGCAUUUUGGAGGUUCAGCAGAUUAGAUGGGACUGCGAUGGUUUCCUUUUUACCAUGAUUCAGAUUCUGUUCGUAAACUGCAAGUUACGUGCUAUUCUGAAUGCACACUGAUGUCAUCUCGGAACCGUCCACAUUUUGCAAGAACCAA